Molecule: messenger RNA, 876 nt
Organism: Myzus persicae (green peach aphid)
Lineage: Eukaryota; Metazoa; Arthropoda; Insecta; Hemiptera; Aphididae
Exons: 3
Coding region: 125-637 (170 amino acids)
Source: RefSeq, a predicted model, not a curated record
AAUAGUAUUUAAAAGUAUUCAUAUUCAUUGCCUACUGCUGUAAUGUUCAAAACAGUUUUUAGUGAUAAAUUCGUUAAAUUUUGUUGAAUAUUAUUACUUAAGUUAGUUCAAAUUUUAUAAUACUAUGAAUCAAGCAAUGCAAUCAUUUUUAUUAAAAACGAUAUGCUGUAUACUGAUUAUCAACGUAACAUUCUGUAGCAGUUGCUUUAGAUCGGUAUGUAAAGCUCGCUGUUACUUCAGACACAGAGGAUUCGACUUCGGUUAUUGUGAAGAAGGAGUUUGCAAGUGUGCACCACCGGUGAUUUACGUUUUCGAUGGUAUUGGUCGAGAUUUGAGCAAUGAAGAUAUAGAAAAUUCAUUGGGAAAUAACAAUGUUAUCCAAAAUUCGUUGAAAAAUACGCCAAGCCUAGAGGAUAAAAAAGAUAUUAAAAUCGUCGUUGAUAUAACAAGUAGAGAAAACCCAACUAAGGGUAAUGUACCAACGACCUCUGAAAAACCUCAAACACCACAACCCAACAAAAUCCCUCCUCCUGUCCACAAUGAAGAACCUGCAACUGGUGAAAAUUCAUCUUCUUCUGGUUCUGGUUCUGGUUCUGGUUCUGGUUCACUAAAUGGUGGCGAGGAAGAUGAAGAGUAAUAUGCUAAUAAUGGUAAAACUGCUGCAGGUACCUUAAAUAAAGUAAUAUAAUAAUAAAUAUUACAGUCUAAAAUUCAGAUUUUACAAUAUGUGAACCUACAAAGACAGGUAAAAUAACUUUUAAAUUAAAACUUUUAUUGUUGAUUAUAAGAGUGAUUAAUAUAAUUAGGUACAUGUAUCUAACAGUUACAUAAUGAUUUAUUAUAAAUUUAUAACUCAUAUUAUAGAUUUAUAUUAUA